Molecule: messenger RNA, 1867 nt
Organism: Triplophysa dalaica
Lineage: Eukaryota; Metazoa; Chordata; Actinopteri; Cypriniformes; Nemacheilidae
Gene: acad8
Product: acyl-CoA dehydrogenase family, member 8
Exons: 11
Coding region: 44-1303 (419 amino acids)
Biological process (GO): lipid metabolic process
Molecular function (GO): flavin adenine dinucleotide binding; acyl-CoA dehydrogenase activity
Source: RefSeq, a predicted model, not a curated record
CAUUUCCCGUGUGAACCACUGUUUCGUAAUUCGCUGAAGCAACAUGGCGGCGUCUAGGGCACUUGCAAAAGUUGUCCGAUUGGGAUCACAUAGCGUCCAUAGAAGUCGCAUUUUCAAAUUGAACGGUGUACAGAGACGAGGAAUUGCAGCAUGUAUUGAUCCCUCCUUAGGACUCACAGAUGAACAGAAAGAAUUUCAGAAGGUGGCAUUUGACUUUGCUGCCAAUGAAAUGGCACCACAUAUGGCAGAAUGGGACCAGAAGGAGAUUUUUCCUGUGGAGGCCAUGAGGAAAGCUGCCCAGCUGGGCUUUGGUGGGAUUUAUGUGAACCCUGAUGUUGGGGGCUCUGGACUCUCCAGGCUUGACACCUCAAUCAUUUUUGAAGCUUUAUCCACAGGGUGUGUCAGCACUACUGCUUACAUCAGCAUUCACAACAUGUGUGCAUGGAUGAUAGACACAUUCGGUAACAAGGAGCAAAGGGAGAAAUACUGUCCUGUUCUCUGCUCCAUGGAAAAACUUGCCUCCUACUGUCUCACAGAACCUGGUAGCGGAAGUGAUGCUGCCUCCCUCUUAACCAGUGCAAAGCUCCAAGGGGAUAACUAUAUUCUCAAUGGUUCCAAGGCCUUCAUCAGUGGAGGUGGCGACACAGAUGUUUAUGUGGUCAUGUGUAGGACAGGUGGGAAGGGACCAAAGGGCAUUUCAUGCCUGGUGGUUGAAAAAGAAACACUGGGACUCAGCUUUGGCAAAAAAGAAAAGAAGAUUGGUUGGAACUCGCAGCCAACCAGAGCAGUGAUAUUUGAGGACUGCGCUGUCCCCGUGACCAAUCGGCUUGGAGCUGAGGGGGAGGGCUUCAACAUUGCCAUGAAAGGCCUGAAUGGAGGCAGAAUUAAUAUUGCUUCUUGCUCCCUUGGAGCAGCACACGCAGCUGUGCUGCUGGCUCGAGAUCACUUGUGUGUGCGCAAACAGUUUGGAGAAACGCUUUCGAACAGCCAGUACUUGCAGUUUAAGCUGGCAGAGAUGGCCACUAAACUGGUAGCUUCUCGGCUGAUGGUGCGUCAAGCAGCAUUGUCUCUUCAGGAGGGUCGACCGGACGCUGUAGCGCUCUGCUCAAUGGCCAAGCUCUUUGUGACAGAUGAAUGUUUUUCAAUAUGUAACCAGGCCUUACAAAUGCAUGGAGGUUAUGGAUAUCUGAAGGAUUAUGCAGUACAGCAGUAUCUCCGAGACAUAAGAGUGCAUCAGAUAUUAGAGGGUACAAAUGAAGUGAUGAGGAUGAUCAUCGCGAGGAGUUUGCUUGCUGAAUCAUAAUCAUAUGAUGCUGCUCAUGAAUGGGACUGACUGGUGCUGGGUUUUAUCACAUAUAGCAUAUUAUAUAUCUAAUGCUAUAUGUGUACUCCACCUGUGCAUUAUUAAAUGCUUUAGAGAUUCCUGAUGUUACUGUAUAACAACAUAGAGUCAGAAAACCAACCUGUUGACUUUGAUUUUAUGUAGCUGUGAGACUUUUUGGAUGGCAUGAAAGAUUUCUGUUUAUGCAUUAACCUCUUGGAAUAGCAGGUCCAGAUUAUAGUAUUUAUUGUAAUAACACAGUAAGGCUUGGUUGAAGACAUGGAUUUCAUUACAAGGCUAAAAGUGCACCCGAUUUAUUCUGAAUUCAACAUUAUAAUGAGCCAGAGUUGCUUUUACCACCGGAAAGUAUAUUUGUAAGAUCAUUUGCAAAGCACUAAAAUUCCAAUCUCACAGUAUGGCCAUACAUUUGUUUUUGUCCUAAACUUUAUAUGUGAUUCUGGUUCUUGUGUUGUUUGUAGAAAGGCUGCUGUGACUCAGACUGGCAGAUUGUGAGCCAUGUAAAAUAAAUAAGCGUUUUGAAAAGUG